AUGUCUGGAAACGCAAGAAUCUCUGUGAUUAUCCGGGCGGCGAAACCCACCGUCAGACUGAAGGGGAAGCAAGACAGCUAUGGAGAGACCCAAGACUUUGAUGUCUUCACUAGAUCAGGCAGACCAGAAAACGAUGUCAUGGAUGAUGAUCGAUGGCUUGAGCAUCCCAAAAUUUACCACCCCAAGAAUCUGAUCCCAACGAACGGCAAGGACAGAACAGCGGUAGUAGCUGUACAGGAAAUACAAAAUCCAGAGUACUCAUGGAUCUGGUUCGCUCGUACGAACAUGAAACGUACCAACGAAUUCUAUCGAACAGCGCGGGAACAACACUGGGUUCAUGACCUGCUGUCUAGAGCUUGCAGGGCACAGAAAGAAUAUGGCGUUCUAUUGUGGUACAACUUGAAGGUACAGCUGGGUGAUACAUUAAUUCCAGAGCUUCGUAUGAACAGUACGAUCCAUUUCGUGUUCGUUGGUGUAUCUGCGCUCAAUUGUCAGCCCGUCGUUAUGGUGAGAGAUGAACCUUGGGAAGGGACUGAAGCCAAAUUGGGAUCCGACAACAUGGAAUCUGUUGCUUUGAAAACCCUACCAGAACUGUUACCUUGCGGGAAAGGAAUCAUCUGGCUAGAAAACAUGAUGAUUCCUGGCAACAUCUCAUAUGUGAAGAAAGGACUCUGGGGCCGUCUUGCAGGGGUUGAGAAGAAGAGGUUCCUUGAGGUUCUGAAACGGGAGUACACUCUUCUAGCCGACGGUUUGAAUCCUUCUGGUGUUGCAACUCUGCUUCCAUCAAAUGAGGAGCAGCACAGAAUGCCGAGGUUUGAUCGUUCCAUCCACAAUAGCGAAUGUUACAACUAUCAUUACAGAUUACGCUGGCCUCCUAUCGGUUUGCUGGAGAUCCCCUCUGCCAUGGUUGAAGCCCUGAGAGAAUUUUUAUCCGAAUUCCCCUUUGACAACGUUCCGCUGAACAUUGCAAUUGCAGCUGUGAUCAUCUUCUAUGAUCUGAAAAAGGAUGGUAUCACAGAAGAGGCUUUCUUAACCCACAAUACCAGAAGUGACCCAUCAGCAAACACUACGCUUGAGCAAUUCAUUCUUUACUUCCCUCAUAUGCUGAGACGAGAAGGGUUCUAUCAAAAUAUCGGAGGACCAAGGAUUCUUUUCAGCAAAAGCAUCUCCUCCCCAAAGCUUAAACUCAGUGGCACCCCUUCUGUCGACUACUGGAGUCCGGAGAUAGACACGAACGCCAUGGCUCUGACUGGCCGAGCAAAGAAGGUUGGCCCCAUGUUCCCCGACUACGACUCUGGCUACUACACCAUGGAGGCCAUGACACCAUUUGUCAAUUUGCAAUUUGGUGCUGGUACUUAUUAUAGACAGAACUUCCCACUUCGUGAGGCUCUCACUACGUCAAUCCGGCACCAGACUAGUUCCAUGAACAACGAGCUCAACCGAAUAGCUGACUACUUUCGUGUUCCGCCCCCUGAGCGUCAAGUCAACCCCGAGACCCUCUUAUCCGAUUGGCGCGGAAUUGAUACCCAUCUCCAAGUCCUGAUAGAAAAGGGCGAUCUGGAAAAGGUUGCAGGAGGGGAACUGAAACGGGCUGCCUCACCAGAAGCCCCUACAUCUCAUGCCAAACGCACCAAGAUAGAGGAGCAUGAGAUAGACCCUGCUAUUGUGCUACAGAUCAACAAUCUGAUUAAUAGACUUCCAGCCCGGUGUAGGGACUGGUAUGCUCUAGAGACAUACCUUAAACCAGGCCUAGCACCGAAAGUGCAAGGUGCUCAGUAUAUGCUCAGUUCUGUCCGUGGUUUCAUAUCUGACAUGGAUGUAUUCUCAACUGAGAAUUCAAAUGAGCUCGUUGAUAACCUUGACAUCUUCAUUCGGAUGUCUUUCAGGGCUGCCGGUCUUUUUGAUAAGCAACAAGUAGCGUUGCUGAAUUAUGAGGAAAAUUGGGGGGAGCAUCGCAAAGCUUUCUCCAAAUUCGGCCCGGCUAUCGGCAAUGCAAUCGAAGCUAUCUACAGACUUCGAGGCCCUGGUGGCUUCGUGCUUGCUUGCCCUCACAUCAAGGUUUUGGGGGAGUCUCCCCUGAUCAGUGCACAAUUGGACGCAUUCACUACGAUUGAGGAUUGGCUGGAAGAACAGGCGGCCGAGGCUGAUUGA
Messenger RNA from Fusarium sp. VM40, 2151 nucleotides. Lineage: Eukaryota; Fungi; Ascomycota; Sordariomycetes; Hypocreales; Nectriaceae. The record is from the annotation of a GenBank genome assembly.